This is a messenger RNA of Bemisia tabaci, 1027 nucleotides long. The record is from RefSeq and is a predicted model, not a curated record. NCBI's taxonomy places the organism in Eukaryota, Metazoa, Arthropoda, Insecta, Hemiptera, Aleyrodidae.
AUUCACCACUCCCCUCCCCUCCUCAUGGUUGUUUUCCUAUGAUCGUGUGUGAUAAGUGCAUGGACUCUUUGAAAUGGCAGCCGUACCAAUUUGUGUUCGUUUCGGAAAAAUUAUCACUGAAAGUUGCUUAUCAGUGAACAAAAACAUAAAUUUAAGGUCAAAUUAUGGGUUAAAUCUAGGGAAGUGGACAAGCUGUAGUCAAAGUAGAAGUUUUUGUACGCCACUCUCACAGAAGCCAACGGAAAACUCACCACCUCCAAUGGACGCAGACACUAAGCAGCUAAUAAGUCAAAUUGAAGAUCUAAACAAAUCUGUGGAAGAACUGAGCAAUGAAAAAGCUGAACUAUUGGAUAAAUACAAGCGAUCACUGGCAGACUCAGAAAAUCUUAGACGGAGAAUGGCGAAACAAAUAGAAGAUGCCAAGUUGUUUGGAAUUCAAGGUUUCUGCAAAGAUUUAUUAGAGGUAGCAGACAUUCUCAGUAAGGCAACAGAAUGCGUUCCUAAAGAAGAAGUAACCGAUAAAAAUCCGCAUUUAAAAAAUCUAUACGAAGGUCUAACAAUGACAGAGGCUGAGCUGAAGAAGGUCUUCAAAAGGCAUGGUUUAGAACUUGUGAAUCCGAUCAAUGAAAAAUUCAAUCCAAAUCUUCAUGAAGCCUUAUUCCAACAGGAGGUUGCAGGGAAAGAGCCUGGAACUGUUGUCGUCGUCUCCAAACCUGGAUAUAAACUGCAUGAGAGAGUGGUGCGACCAGCUCUCGUUGGAGUCGCAUCCUGAACAUCAAGCGGAGCCUAGUUAAACAAUUGUACAUCUUAAUUUCAUAAGAACUAUUCCUGGGUAUCAUGGUAGCAAGCAUGCUCGCCAACAUUUUAUCUAUUUUGUUAGUUGUUAAGAUUACCCUGUAUGUUGGUAAGGAUAUUCACGCAAAAGUAUCACCAGUUAAAAUAUCUAUCACCAGUUUUAGCUGUUCGUUUAUAUUUUGGUUUUUUGUAUUUUGUUUUCACCUCUGUAAUUACAACUGUAACUAACUUA